Messenger RNA from Caenorhabditis briggsae, 384 nucleotides. NCBI's taxonomy places the organism in Eukaryota, Metazoa, Nematoda, Chromadorea, Rhabditida, Rhabditidae. The transcript has 3 exons. The coding region runs from base 1 to 384 and encodes 127 amino acids. The record is from RefSeq and is a predicted model, not a curated record.
AUGAAUUUUGGAGUUUUCCGAAUGACGCUCAUACAAAAUGAACAAAGAUCAAACUCCAAAAAUAAGGCUCAAGAAUUGGGAUCAGACAUUUCCUGGAUUUUCCAAAGAUUUUCCAAAGGGAUGGGGGAUAUCCGUUCAUUCUCUAGACACUCAUUUUCCGGCCAAAAAAAUGAGAAAAUAGGAGGGCCUAUUCUGAUUAUGAUGACACAUAUAGAUACUAGUGUAAAUAAAAAUAAGAGAAAAACAUGGCAACUAAUAGUCCCCAAGCUAAUCGAACACAAGAUAGAGGAGGAGGCGAACGAAAUAAGUGAAUCUGAGAGAAAAGAAAGAGCUCCUUGUAUGUGUCUUCUCAUUGUGUUUGUGUAUCUGUGUAUUCACUACUAG